Messenger RNA from Seriola aureovittata, 2510 nucleotides. It is a transcript of the gene hoxd10a, whose product is annotated as homeobox D10a. Gene Ontology annotation, molecular function: RNA polymerase II cis-regulatory region sequence-specific DNA binding; DNA-binding transcription factor activity, RNA polymerase II-specific. The transcript has 2 exons. Gene Ontology annotation, biological process: regulation of transcription by RNA polymerase II. Gene Ontology annotation, cellular component: nucleus. NCBI's taxonomy places the organism in Eukaryota, Metazoa, Chordata, Actinopteri, Carangiformes, Carangidae. The record is from RefSeq and is a predicted model, not a curated record. The coding region runs from base 997 to 2022 and encodes 341 amino acids.
UAAAAAAGUACUUUAUUUACAAAAUGCAAAGCUUUGCACAACUAUAAUGUUGACCUUCAUGCCUCCAAACCUCCGAGUAGCUGAUUCGUUCACGUUUGUGAAUGGUGGACUCACAUUUUUUACAGUCCAGGUUCCUUAUUUUCAAUGCUGACAUCAUGCAGGAAAUGUAAAAGGCCGUUGUCCUUAUUUCGAAUGAACUCGACAAAAAAAAAAAAAAAACAGUGAAAAUGAGCAAAACUAAUAAAACAAACUUCAAACCGCGACUUAAUGAAACAAAGAGGAAGCAGCAUAUUUACACCAUGUCAUAUUUAUCCUUUUGUUUCCACUUUGAAGUCAAAAAUACUGGAGACAGUAAAAACGUAUGCAAAUACAGCUAAUGUGUGCUCUGUCGUUGGUGGGCUUGGAGUCAUGUGAAUGGUUGAUAUGAAUGGAAAAGAAAUAGAUUCAGUAGAGCUGGUUACAUUCUGUGAAAUAGUCUGCAGUUGUCGCCUAUGCGCCAUGUAGGCAGCAUUUUACACACACACACACACACACACACACACACACACACACACACACACACACACAUACACACACUUUUCCAGUCUCUCACACAAAGAGACAAAUAUCCUUUGGGCAUUUUACACAUGACAUAAAAAACACUUCACAGAACCUCAGUUGUUGAACACAUGAGAUCCAAAUCAAUGCGCAAUGUCUCUUAGUUUAUUCAAACGCUUCAGUUUGAGUGAACAGUAAAGUCCCGCGAUGCCCCUGUUGUCUUCAGCGUCUGUAAACCAAUUUCAAGUCCGUGUUGUAGGUGUCGCUGUUGACCACGUCUGCAUCCGCAGUGCGAGCGCGUGCAGGGAGAGGAGGCUGCGUCUCAAGGCCAUUUUCAAAUCUCAUUGGUGGGCUUGUCAUGUGGUCGGGAGGCAUCCUGACUUACACGGAGAUUGUUUUUCCUAGAUAUGUCAGCUUACAAAGGACAUCUCUCUUCUCUAAAGAACUUAACCCCCAAAAAUGUCCUUCCCCAGUAGCUCUCCUGCGGCAAACACAUUUCUAGUGGACUCUUUAAUAGGUGCCUGCAGGACGGACAGCUUUUACUCCAACAGCAACAUGUACGUGCCGUCCGCCUCAGAAAUGGGAACUUACGGAAUGCAAACCUGUGGACUCUUGCCGUCUUUCGGCAAAAGAGGGGAGGUCAACCACCAAAAUAUGGGCAUGAAUGUCCACUCGUACAUACCUCAAAUAGAUAACUGGACUGAUCCGAAUAGACCCUGCAGAAUAGAGCCGUCCAGUCAGAUGACAAACUGUUCAUUUUCACAGAGCAUAAAGGAAGAGAGUAACUGCUGCAUGUACUCCGAUAAGAGAUUGCAGAAAGUCAGCCUGACAGAAGUCCCCGCAUAUUCUGUUAUUCCCGAGUCCUGUCCCGUCGAUGGUCCCGAGAUCCCGGUCCCGGGCUAUUUCAGACUGAGCCAAACUUAUGCGAAUGGGAAGCAUCAGGAAAACUACUGCCAUGAGCCGCCGAGUCCAAACCCAACACUGAUGCAGCUGAGCCGGCUCACCCCGAAACCGCAGUCCUCCUCCUCGUCCUCUUCUAAUUUUGCAAAGGUGGAAAAGAAACGCGAGGACGUCCAGCAAGACCCCGAGACCUCAAGGACUCCGGUCCCCCCAGCAGAAAGCCCGGAACCUCCCAAGUCCAGCUCUGAGGAGAAGAACUGCUCCAUGGAAGCCUCUGUGUCCAGUCCUGAGCUGCAACAGAAGGAAGGCAAAGACUGCAGUGACACCCCGACGAGCAACUGGUUAACAGCAAAAAGUGGGAGAAAGAAAAGAUGCCCUUACACAAAGCACCAGACCUUGGAGUUAGAGAAGGAGUUUCUGUUCAAUAUGUAUCUGACCCGAGAGCGCCGCCUAGAGAUCAGCAGGAGCGUCAACCUGACCGACAGGCAGGUCAAGAUCUGGUUUCAGAACCGCAGGAUGAAACUGAAGAAAAUGAACAGGGAAAACCGCAUCCGUGAACUGACCUCAAACCUCACCUUUUCGUGAGCCCGCAUGUAUCAGUGGUUAGCUAUCUUUUAUUUUUAUGUCUCUCAUAUUCAGUUUGAUGCUUUGGUGGCAUUGGACGUUUAUCUUCAAUUUCAACGAAACUGUGACUAUAUAUAUAUAUAAAUAUAUGCCAUUUUUAGUACUUUGUGUGGAGUCGUGUGUUUGUGUUAUUUUAUCACAGGGUAACACUUUUUUUUUUUUUUUUUUGGUCUUAAAUUAUUGGAGUAGAUUUCUUCCUUCUGCCAGUAGACAUAGAUAUUCUAUUGUGUCGGGAUGGCGAGCUGUGUGGAAAGAUGUUUCUUUAUUUCAGUCAUGAAAGCACAUUUAUUGUCCUAUAGUGCAACAUUUGUUUUACAGUAAAAGUGCAAGCCAUUUGCUCAAUAAUGAAAUGUUUCUAUGGGCCAUUAAAGUGGCGGAAAACGAUGUUUAUCUGUGAAUUUACUGCAUGUUUGUGGCAUGUAUCUUGCAAUAAAUAGAUUGUCAAAUAA